AGUUAAAUUUGUAGGCACCGGCAACUUUCAAAUUUCCUCACUCCACGCGCCUUUUGGCUGUUCAAAUAUCCACUACCUACUAUAAAUACCACUCCCUGUCUCUGGCUCCCUCAAAACUCCUACAAACCCAGAACAUACACGAUCCCAAUUCUCUCACUUCAGUUCAAGGAAAAAAUGGUUGAUUUAGAUUGCAAGGCAAAGAUAGUCCCAACCGACGUGCCUAACAAAUCCCAAAAACUCUCCAACAAACUUCAAGUUUCGGUCCCCUCCACCUUUCGUGCCGCCCAAAUAUCCGAGGCUCCGGCUGUUGCUUGCUCCGCUUACGACAACUAUCUUCGCCUCCCGGAGCUUCGGAAGCUGUGGAGCUCCAAUGAGUUUCCCAGUUGGAAAAAUGAGUCCGUUUUAAAACCGGCUUUACAUGCUUUAGAGAUUUCAUUUCGGUUCCUCUCGACGGUCUUGUCGGAUCAGCGGCCGUACGCCAACGGGCGCGAGUGGAGGCGAAGGCUAGAGUCUCUCACGACGAGUCAGAUAGAGAUCAUUGCUAAUAUCUGCGAGGACGACGAAGAAGACCGUGCGACACGAGGAACGGCUCCCAUCGUAGAUCUGAGGUCAUCGAACGGUGUCCUGGCUCGCGAUGGUAGCUAUGCCGAGGUAUGGAAGAUGGCAGGCGACACUACCGUUGUGAGCCGCACCAGCGAGUCUAGCUUGCUUCCUAGGCUUGCCACGUGGCAUAAAUCGGAGGAUAUCGCGCAGAAGAUCCUCUACUCCAUCGAGUGCGAGAUGCGGAGGUGUCCGUACACUCUUGGCUUGGGAGAGCCGAACCUUGCCGGUAAACCAAACCUCGAGUACGACCUGGUGUGCAAGCCGAGCGAGCUUCACUCCCUGAAGAAGAGUCCGUACGAUCACAUCGACAACUACGAGAACCAGACGCUGUACUCCACGCAACAAAUUCUAGAGUCGUGGAUCUAUGUGUCGCAACAGCUUUUGAAACGAAUCACAGAGCAAGUCGAGAACAAAGAUUUCGUAAGAGCUGCGAGCGAUUGUUAUUUGAUCGAACGGAUCUGGAAGCUUCUGACCGAGAUCGAGGAUCUCCACCUCUUGAUGGACCCAGACGAUUUUCUCAGGCUCAAGAAUCAGCUUUGCAUUAAGUCGAUGAACGAAGCGGGACCUUUUUGCUUCAGAUCAAAGGGUCUCGUGGAGAUCACGAGGUAUUGCAGGGAUCUGAAGCAUAAGGUGCCAUGCAUACUAGGCGUUGAGGUGGACCCCAUGGGUGGGCCCAGGGUCCAGGAGGCGGCCAUGAAGCUCUACAGAGAGAAGAAAGAGUCGGAGAAAAUUCACCUGCUUCAGGCUUUGCAGGCAAUCGAGUCGGCCAUGAAGAGGUUCUUCUACGCGUUCAGGCAAUUGCUGGUGGUUGUGACGGGGAGCUUGGAUGCGAACGCGAACCAAGUCGUCUUGAGUUCAGACUCGGGCGACUCACUGAGUCAUAUCUUCCUUGAGCCAACCUGUUUCCCGAGUUUGGAUGCGGCAAAGACGUAUUUGGGGAAUUUUUGGAACCAUGAACAGGGUGGGAUGCGGCUUGGGUAAAUUGACUCGGAAGACUCCAGCCGAGUCUUUAUUCGGUUCGAGUCGAGUUGCAAACUCGUGUUCCUCAGCGGAGUUGAGGAAAUCCAGCCAUUAGUGUUAGGUUUACACACUUUGGAAGAUUUUUUGUACCGUUAUACUUCUUUCUCUUGCUGAAUUUAUGUACCGUUAGUUCAUGAUUUGUAUAUACAAAAGGUUGACGUUCGUUAAAA
Messenger RNA from Juglans microcarpa x Juglans regia, 1793 nucleotides. Its product is annotated as nematode resistance protein-like HSPRO2. Gene Ontology annotation, biological process: defense response. The transcript has a single exon. Gene Ontology annotation, molecular function: metal ion binding; heme binding. The coding region runs from base 175 to 1584 and encodes 469 amino acids. The record is from RefSeq and is a predicted model, not a curated record. Lineage: Eukaryota; Viridiplantae; Streptophyta; Magnoliopsida; Fagales; Juglandaceae.